UUGAUGGAUUAUAUAUGUAAUAAACUUACCUAAAGAUCCUUCGGGGAUGGAAGACUCAGGAAGAGACACAUUAAAAAAAUUUGGCACAAGAUUAGGCUUCUUGUUAGCUUGUGCAUUUGACUAAGUUAUUUGCCAUGAACCCAAAUUCAUUGAUAAAAAACAAAAGUAAAAACAUAAAGAAAAAAACGCAAUGGUUAUAGGCUAAAACAAAUCCAAAGAGUUAAAAAAGCUCUUGAUAGCAAAAUUCUGUAUACUUAUCAGUAACAUAACAUUUAGCAAAUAAGAAGAAGAAGAUCAAGUAUUAUGAUUGGUUAAAAGUAUCAGAGAAAUGGGACAUCAAAAGAGAGGGAAUGGUAUAUUCAGCCCAAAAGUGGUGAAAAUGGCAAUGGGAAUUCUUGGGAUGUGUGUCAUUGGAUACAUCGUGGGUCCCCCACUUUAUUGGCAAGGCCUUGCCGCUUUCACUCACUCUUCCUCUUCUUGCCCUCCUUGCCUUUGUGAUUGUUCAUCCUCUUACCCUUUCCUCUCCCUCCCUCAAGGAUUAAACCAGUCAUUUACAGAUUGUAUGAAACAUGAUCCCGAGGUUAGUGAAGAAAUGGAAAAGCAUUUCGCUGAUCUUGUGGCAGACGAAUUAAGACAGAAAGAAGCUGAGGCCUUAGAAAAUCAACGAAAAUCGGAUAUGGCUCUACUAGAAGCUAAAAAGAUCGCAUCUCAAUACCAAAAGGAGGCAGAUAAGUGCAAUUCAGGAAUGGAAACUUGUGAGGAGGCUAGAGAAAGAGCCGAGGAAGCCUUAGAAGCACAAAGGAAAAUAACUGCAAUGUGGGAGCAUAGAGCGCGUCAAAAAGGAUGGAAUGAAAAUGUUGUAAGAAGAGCUCGCGAAAGGAAAUGAUUAAUUAUUUUCAAGAUUAGAAGUUCUUAGUGAUGAUCCUUAUUUCAAUUUCUAGGCACAGUAUAUUUUGAUAUUUGCUAUGGCAAAAGUUAAUGAGCAAU
Molecule: messenger RNA, 987 nt
Organism: Beta vulgaris subsp. vulgaris (sugar beet)
Lineage: Eukaryota; Viridiplantae; Streptophyta; Magnoliopsida; Caryophyllales; Amaranthaceae
Exons: 3
Coding region: 329-886 (185 amino acids)
Source: RefSeq, a predicted model, not a curated record